AUGUAUUCAGCUAGAUCCCAGCAAGACAUGACAGCCAUGGUAUCAGCUCUUUCUCAAGUUAUAGGCACUAGUCAUCCCAUUUAUGGAAACCCUAAUCUUGCUUUCUCUCAAUCCAUCACACCUGAUCACCAAAAUCAAUCUCAACAUCAUCAAGAGAGCCAGCCAAAGAAAAGACACUAUAGAGGAGUGAGGCAAAGACCAUGGGGGAAAUGGGCAGCUGAAAUUCGUGACCCGAAGAAAGCUGCUAGGGUUUGGCUCGGUACAUUCGAGACAGCCGAAGAUGCUGCACUUGCAUAUGAUGAAGCUGCGCUUCGGUUCAAAGGAAACAAGGCCAAACUCAACUUCCCUGAAAGAGUUCAGGGAAGGACUGAGUUUGGUAAUUACAUCACUACGCGUCAAGAUUUGCGCGUUAACAUGCCUCGUAGUACUCAACAUCCACCGGCACCUUCUCCUCGUCCUCCUCCACCUAGGGUUAUUCAUCAAGAACCGAGUUAUCCAAAUCUUCUUCAUUAUGCACAACUUCUUGGUAAUAACCCUUAUGAUGCUCUUAACUAUAAUGGGAAUUCUUUUACUAACAAUUCAAGCUUUUAUCAUGGGGGAAGCAUGCCACUAGCUACCCAACCCUUAUCUACUUCUUCAUCUUCAGCUUCAUCCUCAACAUCUCGACAGCAACAAGAAGAAGUGCGAGAUGAAGAGACUAUGAGAUAUUUGUCGCGAUUUGGAAACUCUUCUUCUAGUUAUAACCCUUCUCACCAAUGGGGUGAUGGUACUUUUGAUGGGAACCCGUGAAAACGAGUUCAAUGGAAGAAGAGAGUUUUGAAAGUACUCCUAAAUUGUGUUGCUCACGAAUUCUUCAAACAAGUUUGAUUUUUCUUUUAAGACAAAGUAUGAUAUAAUGUUCAAG
Messenger RNA from Impatiens glandulifera, 904 nucleotides. Its product is annotated as ethylene-responsive transcription factor ERF114-like. Bases 1 to 789 code for a protein of 262 amino acids. Gene Ontology annotation, biological process: ethylene-activated signaling pathway; regulation of DNA-templated transcription. The transcript has 2 exons. Gene Ontology annotation, molecular function: DNA-binding transcription factor activity; DNA binding. The record is from RefSeq and is a predicted model, not a curated record. Lineage: Eukaryota; Viridiplantae; Streptophyta; Magnoliopsida; Ericales; Balsaminaceae.